AUGAAUUUAAAAAUAUUGUUUUCAAUUUUUUUCCUUCUAACUGGCGUCGCUGUUAUAAGUGAUUCUCAGAAAUUAAAUGUCCCCAAGUUAUUAUUGCCCUAUAACAGUUUAAUCGGCAUAAACUUCACUCUUGAGGCUACUGAAGGGUGCUUAAGUUGGAAAUCCACCAGACCGGAUAUAGCCACUGUUCAACUGAUUUAUGAUUCAGACCAUCAUGAUAACAGAAAUGAAAACAAUGAUUGUUCCAGAGUUGCCGUUGUUGCUUCAGUCACUAAAAUCCCAGAUCGUAAGACAGCCAUUAUCAUAGCCCAAGACAUUGCAUCAGGAAAAGAAUUGAGAUGUGAUGUCAUAGUCGACAAGAUAGUGUCCAUAAAAAUCCAGACAACCACUAAGGAGUUAUAUCUGGAUGAUUCACCUGAGGAGUUUGUUCUCAAGGCCUACAAUGAUAAAGAUGAUGUCUUUAGUAGUUUGGAGGGAAUGGAGUUUGAUUGGAACCUCAUGCCAGAUAAUGCUACUAGCCAGGUAGAGCAACCUGCUCCUAAUAAGGUUCUUAGAAUCUUGAAGUAUUCAGAAUCAUCCUACGUUGCUCCGUCUUACAUAAGGUCUUUGGAGCAAGAUGGCAGGAGAGGUGAUGUGAUAUUAAUCAAGGGUCUUCAUACAGGAAGUGCCAUGGUCACUGUUAGAGCUGUUGAUGAACACAUAGAAAUAGAGCCAGUAAGGACGUUAGUUGUGGCAAACUUACAGUUGGUGCCCAGUGUUGUCUACAUCAUGCCUCACACGUCUGUUCAAUUCACUGUCGAGUUGCUCAAACAGGGGAAAGCUUUCAAAGUAACAAUGCCGUCAUCUAUCUACUACCUGCACACCAAUGAUGAUGACGUCAUUUUCUUGGAUGUGACUACAUCUACCAUCACUGGUCUCACCGUUGGACACACUGAUGUCAGACUUAAAGGACAAAAUGCUCAGCUGGCUGGUGUCUUCAGAGAGCCAAGUGCCGGAGUUUAUGUUGUUGAGCCAUCAUACAUUGAAUUUUCCAUAUCUCCUGCUUGCAAUUGGGUCUUGGAGACAGACAAGGAAUAUGCAAUGCAUAAAGUGAGAAUAGAGUUAAACCUCCCUCAAGAAUUCCAAUUGUUGGACUCAUCAGUUAAUGGAUCGUACCAUUACGUUAAGGCUAAGCAAAAAGGGGUGUUCAGCCUGUAUGCUAAGCUGGCUGCUAUUGUCAAGGAUGGUGGCGUUGCAAUCAGAUAUGAAUCAGUGGACGGCAGCCAUGAUCUGGAGGUCAUCAAUUCCAUUGUGGUGAAUGUCAAACAGGCAAGAGGUGGAAAAGGGAAAUACGUCUGGAAGGCAGAUGACAACUUGAUGAUACAAAUUGUAGCGACAGCAAGCGGUGGUAACGUUGGGAUUUCUGAGGCUACUGCUGCUGAGAGUGGCAGCGCUCUUGUUCAAAUUCAAAGUGACCGGGUAAGGAUGAGCUAUGUUAGAGCCAUUGAUGCUAAACAUCCAACAUUCAAAGAUGAUUGCCUUAUAUCUGUCUUGCCGCCAAAACGGAUUGAAAUAAAUGAGAGUCAUGUUGAGGUGGUGUUGAAUGAAGAAGUCACCAUACCAUUUGCUCUUAUUCUGUCUGAUGGCACUAAUGACUUUCCAGCUUAUGCAUGUGAACAUUUGGACUUCAUCAUCUCCGCGUCAAAUGAUAACAUAUUUGAUCAUAUAGAAGUUCACCAGCUGAAAUCAUUUUCAUCAUCAUCAAAGCCAUCAUUGUUAUCAACAUCCCCUUGUGCUGCUUUGAGGAUGAAAGCUAAAAAUUUGGGAACCACAGAGCUGUUUGUAACGUACACAUACAAUGAUGUUGUCAUUGGUAGUAGUUUUGUCUUGGCUGUCUAUCAACCAUUGAUGUUGGUAAGUCCGGACAAUUUUGUAACAAUAAGUCCUGGAACGUCCAGCAAGGUGGUGGUUGUGGGUGGGCCAAUGCCAUGGCUCUUAGACGAUACCAAAUAUUUUAGGAAGGUUACCACGAGAGCUGUCGGCGGAGCUGAUGGAGAAGAAGAUGAUGAUGAACAGAGUGGCUCGUCUAUUUCAUUUUCUGAUAUUGAAUCAAUAUCACAUUCUAGCGGGCAGAUGCACACGUUCACUGUUUUCUGCCACGAGGAAGAUGAGAAGUUCAUUAGAUUAUCAGUUGGCAAUGGACCAACGGCUCAUAACCGUAGGCCAGCUGUCUCACAGCUUUACGUACCGGUUUCUUGUUCCGAGCCAAAGUUUUUGAAAAUUUCAUCUCAGCCAUAUGUCGAGGAGAUGCUGGAGGGAUGUGAUUUGAAGGCUUUCAAACGGGCUGCUAUUCCAGUACCAGCCGGUCAAGAAGUGCAUUUAAAAGUAAACUUAUACAACAGACAUUCAAAUAAAAUUGAAAACACGACAUCUGUUGCUAUUAAAUGGAGUUUAUCUGAUGCCAGUUUGGCUUCAUUUGACAUUGAGUCUGCAGAGGAUCGUGGUGCUCUCUCUUAUGGAGACAAUGUACUGUUGCACACAAAUGGUUACAAUGGUGAUCUGGCGGUUUCUGUCACUGUGGAGAUGUACAAUCAUCUCUAUGGCAACAGGAAGAUGGAUCCGAUCCUUAGUGACCAGAUAAACUUCCAUCUGUUGAAAUAUCCAACUUUAUCAUCGUCAUCGCCGGUUCUUUUGAACAGUCCAUACAUUAAGGGCAGAGUGAUUAUUUCCCAUGGUUCCGGACAGUUUGACGUUUCCAACAACUCGGCAACUGCCGCCCUGGUGACUUGCAAUGAUGAUGGUGAUAAUAGAGAUGGCGCUAGUAAGGAUAGUAGUGGGGCUGCUAGUUUAAGAGAAAUAUUGAUCACUCCACUAAGAGAGGGUAGAUGUGAGAUAAUAGUAACAGACAGGUGUUUACUACCCAUUAAGCACAUCAUGCUGAACCUGCCACUUGAGGACAAAGACAUCAAAAAUGACGUCACCGACAAAACUGUCGACGUCACGUACAAGUUAAUCAUCAGAGUAACUGAUAAAGACAACAUCACCAUACCCAGUGAAUAUUUUCACCUCAUGGCCUUUCAAGUAUUCUCUACUGAUGAACGUGUUCUCUCCGUUGGAAACCAGCUGAAAUUAUUGGACGAGCACUCGGCUUACUUAACUGUUCGCACGAGAUCUGUGGGCAAGACAUCCAUCCACAUUGAAGCAACCAUCAACGGGAAUCUCGCCGACAACAUUAAAACUGGUAGCAGUAGUAGAAGUAGUAGCGAUAAGGGUAGUGGUAGCGGCAAAAGUGCUGGUAGUGGUGAUGUUUAUAGUUAUGACGUCAUCAGUAAUGCUGUUGCCGUUCAGCAAGUUAUUUUGAUGAAAAGUUUUGAUACCCUGCAGGUGACAACAUCUGGAGGUCCACAGACCGACUGCUUGAUCAACUACCACCUACAGCCCAUCUCCGAAGUCAGUGAGACGAAUCGGAAGCAGAGUAAGCAGAGGAAGGAUGGUGAGCAUCCAGUAGCAGUCGUCGAUAAGCAAGGAUUAGUGACAGCAGUUAGUGUCGGGGAGGUUAAAGUUGUGGCAGAAUGUUCUAGGAGUUGGGACGCUGGAGCUGGUGAUCAAUUGAUAUAUUCACAAGCCAGCAUGUCCCUGAGUGUUGUUCAGAUGGCUGGCGUCAAGAUAUUUUCACCUGUGCAGAAAGUUCAAGUUCCAUUGUAUGCCGUUGGCUCGCACAACAGAACUAUCGAUCCAUAUUCAUUCUCGGAAGAAUGCAAAUUCCACUGGACGAUCAGUGAUCAUCAUGUCGCCCAAUUAAGACCUGCCUUUCAUAAGACAAAUUUUUCAACAAAAAGUAGCGGAAACUUCGCCCAGAGGUUGAUGGCUUUGAGGUCAGGUCAUGUGACAGUGACCUUGAGGGUAAACAAGGAAGAUGGCACACAGAUGAUUGACAGUAUUACCGUUAAAAUUGUAGAUAGAUUCCAGAUGCUCUCGCCCAGCAUCCAACCAGCUCACGUCCUCCUCACCCCAAACACACAACUUAAACUACUAUCCAAUUUUAAACUCAGCAGCAGUUACAAGCCGAAAGAUGGAACAGUUCACUUUAGUGAAAGUGAAGGGGUGCUCGAGUCGACAUCUGCUAUCGGUAGUUUUCCUGUGAUUUUUGAAGCUCACCAUACAAAUCUAGGUGGUGGUGUUGAUAGUAGUAAAAUUAGUAUGGCUAGUCAUGAUGAUGAUGGUGAUGAAGAUCGUUAUCAUGCCAACAAGAUGCAGACUUUUGUUGCUAAGGUAAAACCAAUAUCAUACAUAAUGAUAACGCCCGUGACCCACUUGCAUAUUUAUGGCAAUCAAUCUCUGUCAAGUUUUCCUAUUGGUUUGGAAUUUGACCUAAUUGUGACAUUUCACGAUGAGAUUGGCUUCAAAUUUGAUGCAGUGAAUGUUGAUUGGGCAAUUGCUAUGAAUAAACACUCCAGUUUGAAGAUAUUAGAAGACCAGCAGCAUCAUCACCAACUGAUGAUGAAGAACGGCACACUGAAGAUGAUGGCGAUGAAUAGCGGAUUUUCCGUUGUGAAGGGUCAACCAGCUUCCUGGUCAGUGCCAGAUGACCUACUUUUUAUCAACAGCCAAUCAGGGGUGGCUGUGGCUUAUCAGUUGGGAAAUUCAGAAGUCAUCUUUAAUUUCAAUUCAUUUGUGACGUCAACGAAGGUGAAAAUCACACCUGUAUUGAGGUACCUGAUAAGAUUGGAUGGUGCUGAUAGUGACCUCCUUUCAGAUGCCAUGUCUGUCAAGUUGGUUCGAGUGCUGCUCGUUGGAGAAAAAAAUGACGAAAGCUGCAUGGAAAAGGUCAAAGUUGAGCAGUUGAACGUGACUAACUUUCUUUACCAGUGCCAUGCAGAGUUUUCCACCAUACAUCCUCAUGACGAUGCUGAUGUCAAACUUGGAGACAUACUUAAUGUCGAACCUUUUUUCAGUUAUACAACUGUCCAUCUAACCAUCAAUCCACCUAUUUUAUCGACUGUUCUCACUGCAUCACCUGGAUCGCACCUUCAGCCCCAGCCUGAAGGAGCUGUAUUAAAAUUUGUACCUGCUUUCCAUGUGCUUGAUGCAGAUAUGUACAAGGUGUCUUAUGGCAUUCCUGAUGCUUACCUUAGGGUACUAGCCAGGAAAGAUGUCGUUGAUUGUAUAAAGGUAAAAUCAGAGAAUGACAUUGUGCUACAAGCUGACAAACAUCCAUCGUCCAUGGACGGCGACGUCGUCUCAUUUCGCGUAACGCUGCCGAGACCCUUGCCAAGUUAUAUCACCGAUAACCUUCCUAAAUGGGUCAAGGUCGUAUUGAGGUGUGAGGAUAUAGGUCAGGAAGUGGGUGUAAAUGUUAAGAUAUCUCUGGACGGUGAUGAGGAAAGAGAUGAGGAUGAUUUGGCAGCUGCGCCAUCAUCACUAUCGCCAUUUUCAAUAUGGCGACGACUGAGGGUCGGUCUGCGUGCGUAUUACGAAUGGGUGUUCUACAUCUUCCUCUGCCUCUUCUCCUUCUUCUGUCUCUUCUCGACUUACAUGUUCUUCAAUCCACCCCCGCCAUCAAGUGCUUCCGCAUCGUUAUCUUCGCCAUCAUCACCGUUUGUAUCAUCACCUGGGGCUUAUUAUUCUCGUUCGCCCACAACCACCUCCCCACAAAUUCCACAAUCAUCGCCAAAAAUGGCUCCAAAUAUAUACAACACCCCUUCGUAUCAAGGAGGAAGUCCCAGAGGUCAAAGGUUAUGGACCUUGAACUCCUCGCCUUUGAUCGGUAAACUAUCCUGA
Molecule: messenger RNA, 5760 nt
Organism: Helobdella robusta
Lineage: Eukaryota; Metazoa; Annelida; Clitellata; Rhynchobdellida; Glossiphoniidae
Exons: 44
Coding region: 1-5760 (1919 amino acids)
Cellular component (GO): nuclear pore
Source: RefSeq, a predicted model, not a curated record